Molecule: messenger RNA, 3228 nt
Organism: Setaria italica (foxtail millet)
Lineage: Eukaryota; Viridiplantae; Streptophyta; Magnoliopsida; Poales; Poaceae
Source: the annotation of a RefSeq genome assembly
AUGCUCCGGAAUGGAAAUGAGGGAAUGUCCACAAUACCCGGAUUUAGUCAGAUCCAAUUCGAGGGAUUUUGUAGAUUCAUUAAUCAGGGCUUGGCAGAAGAACUUGAGAAGUUUCCAACAAUUAAAGAUCCAGAUCACGAAAUUGCAUUUCAAUUAUUUGCGAAAGGAUAUCAAUUGCUAGAACCCUCGAUAAAAGAAAGGGAUGCUGUGUAUGAAUCACUCACCUAUUCUUCCGAAUUAUAUGUAUCCGCGAGAUUAAUUUUUGGUUUCGAUGUGCAAAAGCAAACCAUUUCUAUUGGAAACAUUCCUAUAAUGAAUUCCUUAGGAACCUUUAUAAUAAAUGGAAUAUACCGAAUUGUGAUCAAUCAAAUAUUGUUAAGUCCUGGUAUUUACUACCGCUCGGAAUUAGACCACAAGGGAAUUUCCAUAUACACCGGGACUAUAAUAUCAGAUUGGGGAGGAAGGUCGGAAUUAGCAAUUGAUAAAAAAGAAAGGAUAUGGGCUCGCGUGAGUAGAAAACAAAAGAUAUCUAUUUUAGUUCUAUCAUCAGCUAUGGGUUCAAAUCUAAGAGAAAUUUUAGAUAAUGUUUCCUACCCCGAAAUUUUCUUGUCUUUCCCGAAUGCUAAGGAGAAGAAGAGGAUUGAGUCAAAAGAAAAAGCUAUUUUGGAGUUUUAUCAACAAUUUGCUUGUGUAGGUGGGGACCUGGUAUUUUCGGAGUCCUUAUGCGAGGAAUUACAAAAGAAAUUUUUUCAACAAAAAUGUGAAUUAGGAAGAGUUGGUCGACGAAAUAUGAAUCGGAGACUGAAUCUUGAUAUCCCUCAGAACAAUACAUUCUUGUUACCACGAGAUGUAUUGGCCGCUACGGAUCAUUUGAUUGGAAUGAAAUUUGGAACGGGUAUACUUGACGAUGACGAUAUGAAUCACUUGAAAAAUAAACGUAUUCGUUCGGUUGCGGAUCUGUUACAAGAUCAAUUCGGACUGGCUCUUGGCCGUUUACAACAUGCGGUUCAAAAAACUAUCCGUAGAGUAUUCAUACGUCAAUCGAAACCGACUCCACAAACUUUGGUAACUCCAACUUCAACUUCGAUUUUAUUAAUAACUACUUAUGAGACCUUUUUUGGCACAUAUCCCUUAUCUCAAGUUUUUGAUCAAACCAAUCCAUUGACACAAACGGUUCAUGGGCGAAAAGUGAGUUGUUUGGGUCCUGGAGGAUUGACGGGGAGAACUGCAAGUUUUCGGAGCCGAGAUAUUCAUCCGAGUCACUAUGGGCGUAUUUGUCCAAUUGACACGUCCGAAGGAAUCAAUGUUGGACUUACCGGAUCGUUAGCUAUUCAUGCGAGAAUUGAUCACUGGUGGGGAUCUAUAGAGAGUCCGUUUUAUGAAAUAUCUGAGAAAGCAAAAGAAAAAAAAGAGAGACAGGUGGUUUAUUUAUCACCAAAUAGAGAUGAAUAUUAUAUGAUAGCAGCAGGAAAUUCUUUGUCCUUGAAUCAGGGUAUUCAGGAAGAACAGGUUGUUCCAGCUAGAUACCGUCAAGAAUUCCUGACUAUUGCAUGGGAACAGAUUCAUGUUAGAAGUAUUUUCCCUUUCCAAUAUUUUUCUAUUGGGGGUUCUCUCAUUCCUUUUAUUGAGCAUAAUGAUGCGAAUCGGGCUUUAAUGAGUUCUAAUAUGCAACGCCAAGCAGUUCCACUUUCUCGGUCCGAGAAGUGCAUUGUUGGAACUGGAUUGGAACGCCAAACAGCUCUAGAUUCGAGGGUUUCCGUUAUAGCCGAACGCGAGGGAAAGAUCAUUUCUAGUGAUAGUCAUAAGAUCCUUUUAUCAAGUAGUGGGAAGACUAUAAGUAUUCCUUUAGUUGCCCAUCAGCGCUCUAACAAAAAUACUUGUAUGCACCAAAAACCUCGGGUUACGCGGGGUAAAUCCAUUAAAAAAGGGCAAAUUUUAGCGGAGGGAGCAGCUACAGUUGGUGGGGAACUUGCUUUAGGAAAAAACAUUUUAGUAGCUUAUAUGCCCUGGGAGGGUUACAAUUUUGAAGACGCAGUACUAAUUAGCGAACGUUUGGUAUAUGAGGAUAUUUAUACUUCUUUUCACAUCCGAAAAUAUGAAAUUCAGACGGAUACGACAAGCCAAGGCUCCGCUGAAAAAAUCACUAAAGAAAUACCACAUCUAGAAGAACAUUUACUCCGCAAUUUGGACAGAAAUGGAGUUGUGAAGUUGGGAUCCUGGGUGGAAACUGGCGAUAUUUUAGUAGGUAAAUUAACGCCUCAGAUAGCGAGCGAAUCGUCGUAUAUCGCGGAAGCUGGAUUGUUACGGGCUAUUUUUGGUCUUGAGGUAUCCACUUCAAAAGAAACUUCUCUCAAACUACCUAUAGGUGGAAGAGGGCGCGUUAUCGAUGUGAAAUGGAUCCAGAGGGACCCCCUUGACAUAAUGGUUCGUGUAUAUAUUUUACAGAAACGUGAAAUCAAAGUUGGGGAUAAAGUAGCCGGAAGACACGGGAAUAAGGGGAUCAUUUCAAAAAUUUUGCCUAGGCAAGAUAUGCCCUAUUUGCAAGAUGGAACACCUGUUGAUAUGGUCUUCAAUCCCUUAGGAGUACCCUCACGAAUGAAUGUGGGACAAAUAUUUGAAAGUUCACUCGGAUUAGCAGGGGAUCUGCUAAAGAAACAUUAUAGAAUAGCACCCUUUGAUGAGAGAUAUGAGCAAGAGGCUUCAAGAAAACUUGUGUUUUCGGAAUUAUAUGAAGCCAGUAAACAAACAAAAAAUCCAUGGGUAUUUGAACCCGAGUACCCGGGAAAAAGCAGAAUAUUUGAUGGAAGAACAGGAGAUCCCUUCGAACAGCCUGUUCUAAUAGGGAAGUCCUAUAUCUUAAAAUUAAUUCAUCAAGUUGAUGAGAAAAUUCAUGGACGUUCUACUGGGCCCUACUCACUUGUUACCCAACAACCCGUUAGAGGAAGAGCCAAGCAAGGGGGACAACGAGUAGGAGAAAUGGAAGUUUGGGCUUUAGAAGGAUUUGGUGUUGCUCAUAUUUUACAAGAGAUACUUACUUAUAAAUCUGAUCAUCUUAUAGCUCGCCAAGAAAUACUUAAUGCUACGAUCUGGGGAAAAAGAGUGCCUAAUCACGAGGAUCCUCCAGAAUCUUUUCGAGUGCUCGUUCGAGAACUACGAUCUUUGGCUCUAGAACUGAACAAUUUCCUUGUAUCUGAGAAGAACUUCCAGGUUAAUAGGGAGGAUGUUUGA